AUGUCAUUAGUAAGCAAUCAGCGUGUUAUGGUAGCGGUUCGUGUUCGGCCUACCCUUUCCAAGGGCUCUAGCCUGCAGGUGCAGGAGAAAUUCGAGUUUCAGGCCGUUUAUCAAACCAGCGACACCACCCUGAGGGUUGAACUUAGUAGGCCUGGCGACAUUACCAAGAGUAGCACCUUCACCUUUGACUACAUCUUUGAUCAGGAGAGUACGCAACUGGAGGUGUAUGAGGAAGCUGUUGUCGGCAUGGUCGAAGGGGCGCUCGUUGGCUUUAACGCCACCGUGCUCGCGUACGGCCAAACCGGCGCCGGCAAGACCUUCACCGUCCUGGGAGAUGUCAAGCCUAACCCCUUAGAAAAUGAUCUUCUCACGAAGGAUAGCGGCCUCUUUCUGCGCGUCCUGAGCGACCUCCUCGAGUUCAAGGUUCGCCAGGCGAAGAAGGGCUGGCACGUCGUGGUGGGGCUCAGCUGUAUUGAGGUUUAUUGCAACAGCAUUCGGGAUUUGUUUGGCGGCAAAGCUGGUCAGGAGGCACCCGAACUAAAGGCCAAGAUGAUUAACGAGAACGUUUUGCUGCCCAAUCUUACCGUCAAAGAGAUGACUUCGCUUCAGGCUCUUUUUAACGAAAUCCAACUCGCCAUCUCGCGUCGACAGACGCGCGUGACGGAGUCGAACUCCGCUUCGAGCCGCAGCCACUGUAUCUUUUCGAUUGAUAUCAUCCAGCAGGCGAGCUCGGCGCCACCGCCAUCGUUGGAUCAGCUGGAUCGGCUGUCGAGCCUCAACCCUGACGACGUCGCCGCGCAGCGAAAGGGAAACGCUCCGAAUGGCAGCCCCACGCAUGGCAACGGCAGCAGCCGGAGCCCCGCGAGCGAACGGGGGGUGGGGUUAAACAAGUGGGAAAUGCCCUUUAAAGGGACGGUGCUGCGCGUCCCUGGGCAGAAAGAGCCGUUGUAUUGUAGCAAGAUCGUCCUUGCUGAUCUUGCCGGUAGUGAGCGCAUCGACAAAAGCAGGGUGGUCGGGCAAGGCCAAAAGGAGGCCACCUCGAUCAACUCGAGCCUGACUGCGCUUGGCAACGUCGUGCACAGCCUAUUUGAGGGCGGCUACGCGAGUUAUCGCGACUCUAACUUGACGGUCCUUCUCAAGCCGAGCUUCUCGCAGCCGGCGUCGCGUGUGCUGCUGCUCGCUCAGUGCUCGCCCACGCAGCUCACCUUCGAGGAGACUGUUAGCACGCUGCGUUUUGCGAACAAGGUUAAGGCGCUCAAAGUGGUCACCUCGACCGGCGUCGAGGUGGAGAAGCUGCAGCUUGAAUAUAUCGAGCAGAACAAGAACUACGACGCCAUCUGCGCUGAUCUCCACAUCUUCACGACAGAUCAGCUCGCCAAGGCGCCACUGAUUCGACGAAGGUGUCCACAAAACUGCGGUUUGUACUACGACGUGCCAGUUGGUGGAUCGAACGGCAAGGCUAAGUUGAACGGCAAAGAUCGGUACACAGUUCUUGAGAGUAUAGGUGCGAUUGCUGCGGCUCAGGAGGAGCGUGCCGCUUUGUUAGACAAGCAGGAGCGUGAAAAGCGAACAAGGGAUGUCCAGAUGCGGAAAGCCAUUACUGAGGAGCGAGAUAACCUCGUGGAAGAGGCUAAGGCUGCAAUUAUCGAGGCCCAAGCAUCCAUCAAGCAAGAAGUUAAUCUGUGCAAAUCAUAUUUAGUGGAGCGGAUGUACUUCGAGUCUUCUGAACGGGCAAGACAAAUAAUGGAUCAGGCGGACACUGAGUGGGCUGCCCUUGUGUCUAAUUUCAAGGAGAAGUAUUCUGUGCUUCUAAAAAAUAAGCUUGCCCAGAUCUCAGAUCUUUUUGCGAACGUUUCUCGUGACUUAGACUCGAUGAAGCCUUCCACAGUGUUAACCAAGGAUUCAAGGCUUAUUGAAGACGACAUGCGGUACUCGUUGUCAGUAUGGGCGCAUUGCAUCGGUAAGAGGACCUUUUCACGGUUCUUGGAGCUGCAAGAAUAUAAAAUGCAACUGAUAGAGUACCUUAAAGGCAAUUAUAGUCUGGAAAGAUGGCAAAAAAGCAACGUGGAUGCUGCAAAGUAG
Phytomonas sp. EM1 is the source of this 2082-nucleotide messenger RNA. NCBI's taxonomy places the organism in Eukaryota, Euglenozoa, Kinetoplastea, Trypanosomatida, Trypanosomatidae. The record is from the annotation of a GenBank genome assembly.